AUGAACACGAAAGGUAUCGAGACGCUUGAGUAUUUGGAGAACCUGGAUGUCUCGGACAAUCUGAUCGAGUACCCUGAGGCGCUGCGAGCCUUGUCGAUGAACCAGAACCUGACUCAUCUCACGAUUCGAGGCAACCCUCUCAGCCAAAAGCCGGGAUAUCACGUUCCCAUGCUCGAUAUGAUUCCAAGCUUGAUCAUGCUCGACGACAAGAAGAUGCGCAGCGCCGUCAAAUACAAGACGAGAGAAGUAUCAGCCACCAAGUCCCUAUCAUACUCGCGGAUCUAUGACGAUAAGAAGCAGUUUGUGAUCCACACGCAAACUCGGCCGCGUCCUGCCACCACCGUCCAGCCACUACUUCCAGGAGAUCCCGCGUCAAAAUACGACGGCACAAUGUUCUUGCCACCUCCAAUCGAGCCUACUCACGAACGCGUUCGAGCGGGUCUUCAGAAAUACCAGCAGGGUACCGCACCGAUAUCGCCGCCACCAGCGCCGAUUUCUCCCAGCAUUACCACAAAAGCUCCCAACUCGCCAUCGAAAUACCGUGCUGCGCCCUAUCUGAGCAUGUACGAUCGGCUCGCUCAGUCGAAUGGCAUUCCUGUCAACAGACCCGUUGCUCCGUCCAUCAAGCCCAUCUUGGAUCCCAAUCCA
Molecule: messenger RNA, 648 nt
Organism: Phytophthora sojae
Lineage: Eukaryota; Oomycota; Peronosporomycetes; Peronosporales; Peronosporaceae
Exons: 3
Cellular component (GO): cytoplasm
Molecular function (GO): protein kinase binding
Source: RefSeq, a predicted model, not a curated record